Messenger RNA from Pectinophora gossypiella (pink bollworm), 1039 nucleotides. RefSeq lists its product as uncharacterized. The transcript is spliced from 3 exons. Bases 167 to 694 code for a protein of 175 amino acids. The record is from RefSeq and is a predicted model, not a curated record. NCBI's taxonomy places the organism in Eukaryota, Metazoa, Arthropoda, Insecta, Lepidoptera, Gelechiidae.
UAUGUUUGAAAAUGUUUGUUUUCGUUCGUUUGAAUUCCGAGUCGAACGCGCCUUCUACGUUUUGUGUAUUGUGAUUUACAAACUGACCCUGGACUGAAAUCGGACUUUGAUUUGGCUUCAUGAAACCUGCUUUCACGUAGCGACACAGGAACAGUGGUUAUAAAAAAUGCCUGCAGACAAUUGUUCUUAUUAUAAUUGUACAAAUUCUUCGGAACAGAAGUCAAUGUUCCGUUUUCCGUGGAAUGACGUCAACCGCCUAAAAGUAUGGCUUGAGAAUUGCGGUAAUAUGAACAUUGCCCACUUGCCUGCAGAAAAUUUGCGGUCAAGGUAUUUAUGCAUUGACCAUUUCAAUAUCAAGUAUGUACGAAAUGAAAAAAUGAAUGGUCAUAGAAAAAGACUCCAGAGAAGUGCAGUUCCAGAACCAUAUCAGACUCAAGACCUUCAAAAUCGCUCAAGCACUUCCUCACCAGGUUCAUCAGGUACUUUUAAAGUACUGACACCGAAAAAGGUGUACAAAAAUAAACGGCUUCGCGACUGCGAACUUGAAGAGCUCGUGGAGCCGCCAGCAGUAGCAUACCAGUGUAACACGCCGAAGAGAAGACGGUUGUCAAUUACUGAAGACACGCCAAAAUGCAAAGUAUUAAAAAAGAAAUUAGUAUUGUAUCUAACAAAAACAAAAUGUAAUACCUUUUGAAUUAAAGAAGUAGUUUAAUUGAAUAUUUAUUGUAUUUUCAUUCUAGUCAUUAAAAAAAAUCCAACUUCAUUAAAUUUGUUAAUUUUAAUAAUCAAGUAGGUAUCUUAAUUAUCAUAAACUAAUACUAUUUGUAUAUAAAUUGUAAUGAACAAUUAAUUAUUUAUAGUUACUUUAAAUGAUACCUAUCUAUGUAAUGGAAAGGGGAUAGUAAAAUAAAAAAGACACAUUUCUAUUGUUUAGUUAUUUAUUCAAAACCAUACAAAAACUCAGUUGAAUCAGAAAGGCUGGAUCAGUGUUUUUCCCAGGAAAACCUAGGUAACUAUUUGGUACUCAACUAAAACUCAU